This is a messenger RNA of Lynx canadensis (Canada lynx), 2515 nucleotides long. It is a transcript of the gene TTC39C, whose product is annotated as tetratricopeptide repeat domain 39C. The record is from RefSeq and is a predicted model, not a curated record. Gene Ontology annotation, biological process: cilium assembly; otolith morphogenesis. Lineage: Eukaryota; Metazoa; Chordata; Mammalia; Carnivora; Felidae. Gene Ontology annotation, molecular function: protein binding. Bases 81 to 1832 code for a protein of 583 amino acids. The transcript is spliced from 14 exons.
GAGCCGGGCUCCGGGCGCGCGGGGGCCGCAGCAGCUGCCGCCCCACCUCUCCUCGGCCCUGCGCACAGCCUCGCGCGCCCAUGGCCGGCUCGGAGCAGCAGCGGCCGCGGCGGCAGGACGACAGAGACUCGGCCGCGGCGGCGGCGGCGGCGGCGCCCCUGCAGGACGCGGAGCUGGCCCUGGCCGGCAUAAACAUGCUGCUCAACAACGGCUUCAGGGAGUCGGACCAGCUUUUCAAACAAUACAGAAAUCAUAGCCCAUUGAUGAGUUUUGGAGCCAGCUUCGUCAGUUUUUUGAAUGCCAUGAUGACAUUUGAAGAAGAAAAAAUGCAGUUGGCAUGUGAUGACUUAAAAACUACAGAAAAGCUGUGUGAAAGUGAAGAGGCUGGAGUAAUUGAAACCAUCAAGAAUAAAAUUAAGAAGAAUGUCGAUGUCCGAAAAUCCGCCCCCUCCAUGGUUGAUCGGCUUCAGAGGCAGAUAAUCAUAGCUGACUGUCAGGUUUACCUGGCUGUGCUCUCAUUUGUAAAACAAGAAUUGUCAGCCUAUAUAAAAGGUGGGUGGAUCCUUAGGAAAGCCUGGAAGAUUUACAAUAAAUGCUAUCUGGACAUCAAUGCCCUCCAGGAGCUGUAUCAGAAGAAGCUAACUGAAGAGCCCUUGACUUCUGAUGCUGCAAAUGAUAAUCACAUUGUGGCUGAAGGGGUGUCUGAGGAGUCUCUAAACAGACUGAAAGGUGCUGUUAGCUUUGGAUAUGGCCUUUUUCACCUUUGCAUAUCCAUGGUGCCCCCCAACCUGCUCAAAAUCAUCAACCUGCUGGGUUUUCCUGGAGACCGCCUGCAAGGGCUUUCUUCACUGAUGUAUGCAAGCGAAAGUAAGGACAUGAAGGCCCCUUUAGCUACAUUAGCUCUGCUCUGGUAUCAUACUGUGGUCCGCCCAUUUUUUGCCUUGGAUGGCAGUGAUAACAAAGCAGGCCUGGAUGAAGCGAAGGAAAUUCUUCUCAAAAAAGAAGCUGCUUAUCCAAAUUCUUCCCUCUUCAUGUUUUUCAAGGGACGUAUACAACGAUUAGAGUGUCAAAUCAACAGUGCCUUGACUUCUUUCCAUACUGCUUUGGAACUUGCGAUAGAUCAGAGAGAGAUCCAGCAUGUCUGUCUGUAUGAAAUCGGUUGGUGCAGCAUGAUAGAGCUGAAUUUCAAGGAUGCAUUUGAUUCCUUUGAGAGGCUGAAAAAUGAGUCCAGGUGGUCCCAGUGCUAUUACGCCUAUUUAACUGCAGUUUGUCAGGGAGCCACCGGUGACGUGGAUGGGGCGCAGAUAGUGUUUAAAGAAGUUCAGAAGCUCUUCAAAAGGAAAAACAAUCAGAUUGAACAAUUCUCAGUGAAAAAGGCAGAGAGGUUUCGGAAAGUAGCUCCCACCAGAGCGUUGUGUGUACUGGCCUCCAUCGAAGUGUUAUACCUGUGGAAAGCCCUCCCCAACUGCUCCUUCCCCAACCUGCAGAGGAUGAGUCAAGCUUGCCAUGAAGUGGAUGAUUCAUCUGUUGUUGGAUUAAAGUAUUUGCUUCUUGGUGCCAUACACAAAUGUCUGGGAAACUCAGAAGAUGCUGUUCAGUUCUUUCAGCGCGCUGUUAAAGAUGAGUUGUGUCGUCAGAAUAACUUAUACGUCCAGCCAUAUGCUUGCUAUGAACUUGGCUGUCUUCUGUUAGACAAACCGGAGACUGUAGCAAGAGGCAGAACUCUACUUCUUCAAGCAAAGGAGGAUUUCUCUGGCUACGACUUUGAAAACAGAUUGCAUGUCCGCAUCCAUGCUGCUCUGGCCUCCCUGAGGGAACUGGUUCCUCAGUGAUAGACUCGGACUUCCUGUUCUGUCCCUCCCUACCAGGUUCUGCACUUUAAAAUGAAAGCAGAGGACACAGCUCUUCUGGAAGCCCGAAGACCGGCUUUUCUUCUGAAAACCACCUGUGCCAGGGACACAUUUUCCCACUUAGGCUGACAUAUUAAAGAUCUCCUCUUUUAAACGUAUAGCUAAAAAGUAAUAAUAAUGAGGAUACUAGUAAUUAUAACUAACCACCUGGGGAGAGGGUUAAGUGACCUUGUUCAAACAUUUUAGUUUUGUGAUUUAUUAUUUUUAAAAUAAAAGCAAACUAAAUAUUCCACCUGUGAUCUUCUAGGAACGCCUACCUUAAGCACACAUCCGACUGCAUAUAACACUAGGAGGCACCUGUAAAAUUAUCAACAGUAUUAUGACAUAGCAUUUAUAUUGUGUUUUGAAAAAAAAUAAAAGUGCUUUCUAGUGUUUUAUUUUAUCCUCUAACUUGUGAAUAACAUAGCACAGAUAUUCUUAUUCCCAUUGUCUAGACAAACUCAGGCACAAAAAGGCUAAUUGAUCCCAAUCAAUUAUUCCUGUUAUCAGUGGAGCAGUGAAUAGAACACAGAUCUCUUGACCACAGACAGAAUAUUCUUGUAAAACAAAAUGUGUUAAUAACCCAGAAUUUCAUGUUUUCCUUAUUAAAACACAAAUGAGCUUCA